CCACAUCGGUCGCUGCUGUCUCGGGCUAUAUCGGUGCAUUUCGUGGUUGAAGACUUGAAGUUUUGGACCCUGCAUAAACAACCCCCACCAUCACUCCCCUUUCUUUCCACCCCUCCUCCGCAUUCAACUAAUCGACCCUGAACGCCAAAAUGUCUGAGAUCUACCGUGCCAGCACCACCGCGCCCGUCAACAUUGCCGUCAUCAAGUACUGGGGCAAGCGCGAUGCUAAGCUCAACCUCCCCACCAACUCUUCUCUCAGCGUUACCCUCUCGCAGAACGAUCUCCGCACCCACACAACCGCCUCCUGCUCCUCUUCAUACCCGGCUGAGGACUCCCUGCUGCUCAAUGGCAAGCCUCAGGACGUGUCUGGCGCCCGCACGCAAGCUUGCUUUCGCGAGCUGCGGGCGCUGAGGAAGGACGUCGAAGCCAAGGACUCGAACGCUCCCAAGCUCGCCGAAUUGCCGCUGAAGAUUGUGUCCGAGAACAACUUCCCUACUGCUGCUGGGCUGGCUAGCAGUGCCGCUGGCUUCGCUGCUCUCGUACGCGCGAUUGCAAACCUCUACGAACUGCCCGCAGACCCCACGGAGCUCUCGCGCAUUGCCCGUCAAGGUUCCGGCUCAGCAUGCAGGAGUCUGUUUGGUGGAUACGUGGGCUGGGAGCAGGGCUCUGCGGCCGAUGGAACCGACAGCAAGGCCUUUGAGGUUGCUCCCGCGAGCCACUGGCCGGACAUGCGCGCCGUCAUUCUGGUCGUCAGCGCUGCGAAGAAGGACGUCUCGAGUACAUCUGGCAUGCAGACUACUGUUGCCACAUCCUCUUUGUUCGCAUCGAGAGCGAGCGAGACUGUGCCCAGGCGCAUGAAGGAGAUGCAGGAAGCAGUCAAGAACAAGGACUUUGAGACCUUUGCCAAGGUCACCAUGAUGGACAGCAACUCGUUCCAUGCCACCUGCCUGGACACAUACCCGCCCAUCUUCUACCUGAACGACGUCUCGAGGGCAGCAAUCAAGAUGGUCGAGCAGAUCAACGCUACCGCUGGCAAGAUCAUUGCAGCCUACACCUUCGAUGCUGGCCCAAAUGCUGUUAUCUACUAUCUCGAGGAGAACGAGAAGCACGUUGCUGGUGUAUUCAAGACGCUUCUGGCUGACAAGGACGGCUGGAGUGGCGAGCGCGGCGCGGCCGUUGAGGGCAACUACGAGGCGGCUGAGAAGGCCAACACCGAGGCUGAGGUCGCUGUCGGUCUGCUGAAGGAGGGUGUUAGCAGAGUCAUCUUGACAGGUGUUGGUGAAGGCCCAGUAAAGACCGAGGAGGCUUUAAUUAACGAGAAGGGCGAGCCAAUCUCAGUAUUGUAUUAGGCAGCGUGCAAGCCAAGCAUUAGAUACCCUCGAACAGAAGCAAUGUCCACCGUACCCCCCUUCA
This is a messenger RNA of Boeremia exigua, 1413 nucleotides long. RefSeq names its product diphosphomevalonate decarboxylase. Gene Ontology annotation, molecular function: diphosphomevalonate decarboxylase activity; ATP binding. Gene Ontology annotation, biological process: isopentenyl diphosphate biosynthetic process, mevalonate pathway; isoprenoid biosynthetic process. Gene Ontology annotation, cellular component: cytosol. The coding region runs from base 150 to 1349 and encodes 399 amino acids. The transcript has a single exon. Lineage: Eukaryota; Fungi; Ascomycota; Dothideomycetes; Pleosporales; Didymellaceae. The record is from RefSeq and is a predicted model, not a curated record.